GAUGAGAAGAAGAAGGUUAAGAAGAAGAAGACCAAGGAAGAGGGAGGUACUUCUGAAACCGCUUCUGAAGCCGCAUCUGAGGCUGCAACCCCAGCACCAGCUGCAACUCCAGCUCCAGCCUCAACAACUGGAUCGAAGAGAGCGUCAGGUGGUUCCCGUGGCUCAAAGAAAUCGAAGCGCGCUGGUUCCAGUGUGUUCUCUGUCUUCUCGCAGAAACAGAUUGCCGAAUUCAAGGAAGCUUUCCAACUAAUGGAUGCCGACAAGGAUGGCAUCAUUGGCAAGAACGAUCUGCGCGCCGCCUUCGAUUCCGUAGGCAAAAUUGCCGCCGACAAGGAAUUGGAUCAGAUGUUGGGUGAGGCCUCUGGCCCCAUCAACUUCACCCAAUUGCUGACGCUGUUCGCCAACCGUAUGGCGUCCGCAGGCGCCAACGAUGAAGACGAUGUAGUCAUUGCUGCCUUCAAAUCAUUCGACGUUGACGGCCUCAUCGAUGGCGACAAAUUCCGCGAAACACUAAUGAACUUCGGUGACAAAUUCACCGCCAAGGAGUGCGACGAUGCCUGGGAUCAGAUGAUCAUCGACGACAAGAACCAAAUCGAUACCGCCGCCCUUAUUGAGAUGCUCACCGGCAAGGGUGAGGAAGAGGAGGAGGAAGCCGCCGCAUAAACACCAGCGCUGGCACUACAUUCUUGCAAAAACACCUGCAAAAAUAAGUAAACAAAAACAUUGUAUCAAAAUUACCGUAAGACAAAACACCAAGAUCCUGUUUUGAAAAAUGUACCAAUACUUUUUUAAAAAAAAUAAUUAACAACAUACUUUGUGUGUAAUUUUACGCAUUCA
This is a messenger RNA of Rhagoletis zephyria (snowberry fruit fly), 837 nucleotides long. It is a transcript of the gene Mlc2, whose product is annotated as myosin regulatory light chain 2. NCBI's taxonomy places the organism in Eukaryota, Metazoa, Arthropoda, Insecta, Diptera, Tephritidae. Gene Ontology annotation, molecular function: calcium ion binding. The record is from RefSeq and is a predicted model, not a curated record.